UUUUAAUUUUAACAAGUUGUUAGUGAUUGUAAUUUCAAGAUUAUUUUCGAUUAAGAACAUAAUGUUUAUGUCAAGUCUUGUUUUUAGAAAUACUCUUCAAUUAAAAUAUGCUUCUACCGGAACUUCAGUGUUUAAAAAUUUAUUAGAAAAAUGUGUUAUAAGAAGACCACAUUCACAAGUAAUUCAACAAAAUUCAAGAUCAUUUUUUACUUCAAGUCAGAGACAAAUAAAAUUCACGAGAUGGAAAAAAGCGUCUAAAGUUGAAGAAAAAUGUCAAAAGGCGGAAAUGGAUUAUUCAAAUAAAAUUCUAAAUAAUGUUCUCAUAUUUAAUUUUGAACGACCAGUGGCCUAUACGGUUGUAAUAUCAUUUGCUUUCAUUCAAUUGUUUGGUAUGUAUUCGAUGGUAACCAAUAUAUAUGACACAUAUUGUCAGGAUUUAUUUGAUAAAGCCAAAAGUUGGAAAGAAAAAAUCAAUGAACAUCCCAUUAGUCUUCUCACCAUUGCUAUUGGUUGUAUUUUUGGUCCAAUGAUUUUUGUACUAAUUGUGUUUUUCGCUGGGAGAACAAUAAGACGCAUUAUUUUACACAAGGGAGGUAAAGAGGUGACAUUCGUUACUUACCAUUUAAAUCCUAGACGACAAGUAUUCACCGAAUCACUCGAAAAUAUGAGUUGUAAAGCUUCAAGAAAAUACAGAAAUACUCUACCAUUGAAUAUUAAAGGAAAACGUUUUUAUUAUUUCAUCGACACCGAUGGUGAGAUUUUAAAUGAAAAUCUUUUUGAUUUCACAGUCGGCGUAAAGAGAGAACUGGAUAAAGAUUAAAAGUUAGAAUUGUUACAAACUUUUACACAAAGAUCGUUCAUUUUUGUAUUUAAAAAAAGAAGAAAUUAUAUUGUAGACGCAACUUUCUACUAUAAAAUAAAA
This is a messenger RNA of Leptopilina heterotoma, 922 nucleotides long. RefSeq lists its product as uncharacterized. Gene Ontology annotation, cellular component: mitochondrion. Gene Ontology annotation, biological process: nervous system development. The record is from RefSeq and is a predicted model, not a curated record. Bases 62 to 820 code for a protein of 252 amino acids. The transcript is spliced from 4 exons. Lineage: Eukaryota; Metazoa; Arthropoda; Insecta; Hymenoptera; Figitidae.